AUGGCACAAUUAGCUUCGCUUCAUGGUCAUGCGUCGGCGGACCUGGGGCCGGGCCCGUUGUCCAUCGUGUCAAGUUCUGAUACAACGCCUGCCUCGACGUCCUCUGACCCUUUCCGACACCACGAACUCUCCUUAGCAAGCCGCCGCUGCCACCACCACCAGCACAAGCAGCAACGUCACGACUCCUUGGACAAGACCCUUCAUCAAACGCCACCCGACCUUGACCUUGACCUCGGCCCUCAUCCUUCCCCUUCUCUACCCACAGGGCACAGCGUCACCAGCAGCCUCAGUUCUUUUGCUUCCAUUACGACUCCUGUUGCCGGAACUACGUUUCAAUCGACUAUUCCGCACUUCCCCCCCCCUCCUCCUUUCAGAACCCCGAUCAAACGGAAGCCCUUGUCCUCGUCGGCUUCGUCUUUGGCCGCCACCAUAUCGCUACGCGACUCAGUCAUUGCGGCAGUUCCUGCCCCUUUGAACCCUGACCUUCUCCCCAAGCCAGGACAGAGGUUUGCUAGGCCACCAUCUGUCGAUAGUCCGACAUUCUACGACUACCCGCAACUACUCCGAGCAUCGGUGUCCUCUUCCUCAUCUCCCGUCACCAUCCCUGCCCCCAUCCAGCCGGGAGUUCCUCAGGCGCACAGCCCUCCGGCAGGUGAGCUUCGACGCAGAGGCUCUUCUGACCUUUCAGACGUGCUGUCAGUGUACGACGAAUUUUAUUUGCAAGGAUCUAAUUCGUCUUCGCCGGAGGAAGACAACCUUCGCAAUUCACCCUCCGGACGCGCCGUGGACAACAACAGCUUGGACGACAUCGAAUCGCUUUACGGCGACCUCGCAGACCAUACCCCGAGUCCUCUGAUGUUGGCUCCAAAACCAACGCCUCCACAUCUGAAACUCGAUACUGUUGAAUCAUCAGCUUCACCGAGUGAUUUAGAAUCUCAACGGCAAUCAGCGUCUCCCGAAUCAGCCAAGCUAGCUGCAUCUCCGCAGCUGAACAAGCCACUACCGAAAUCGCCGCGUCAAGGAUCGCCUUUUGCUUCAUUGUUUAGCUGGUCGAACCCCUCACCGUCGGUCACAGAUUUCUCCUCCAUCCCCUCGCCCCUGUCGCCGAGCAAAAGCGUCAAUGCGCCGCUUGAAGCGCCGAGGAAUAACUGCCCAACCUCAACACCUACUAACUCCAAUGCUGCAACCUCGAACCCCCUUAGCUACUGCGAAUCGUACUUAUCAACACCACCCCCUGGGACGACCGCGUCGUCUCUUGAAAUCGACGCGAUGGAGGACGAGCUGAAAGCUAUCAGCUCUGAGCUGGCCGCAUCGAUCAGGCGUGAAAUGGACCUCGAGGACCUGGUCGAUAGACUUCAGGAACAAGUCAACAACCCCCAAGCACCAAGUAAGCGAUCAAGCGACUACUUUUCAGAUUCGGGCUACAGUUCUGCCAAACUCAGCGAGUACGACCAAAACAGAGAGGAGAUUGAAAGAAUUCAGAGAAGAUCAGAGCAGGAGAAGGCAUCUAUCCGUCUCGAAUUAAGUAACAAAUUGCAAGAUGAAAGGUCAAAGAGAAAAGCCCUGGACCAGCAGAUCAAAGAUUUGUCCGAGAAGGCUUCACAAAUAGACCUGGCCCACAUGAACAGCCUAGAUGCCAGUGACCGCGUCAAGGACCUGGAAAAAUCUUGCGAAGAUCUAAGAAGACGGCUUGCUGAAGAAAAGGAGUCCAAGAGCAACUUUGAAGACCUACUGUCCGGGUUGAAAAGCGAGCUGCAGGAGACCUGCAAUGAAAGAGACAAUCUGCGAGACGAGGUUGUGCCGCAAUUGCGAGCCAGAGUCGAGGGUCUGGAAGCCGAAGCUGCCUCGUAUGCUAAUCUAACGUACGAAUCAACAAAGAUGCAACAUCAACUUCAAUCCCUGAAACAAGAAAACACCUCGCUACGCAAGUCACUUGGUCCUGACGACAUUGCUCUGGCUAAAUCAACCUCGAAAGCAAAUAAUUCAUUCAAGGCUAAAGGCCCUACCGCUUUCGGUGGCUUGUCGAGGUCGGAAAGUGUGAAGCAGCCACACUCCGAAUCAAGAGAGGCCCUUGCAGAGCGAUUAAAAGACGUGGAGGCUCAACGUGACGCUCUACACAGCGCUUUGAAGAAUCUCCUCGAGAGGCAGGAGUUCCAGAACCGCGAGAAUGAGAAGAAAAUCAAGAUUCUAGAAACAGAGCGCCAACGCCUGUUGCUAGAACCCCGGAAAGCCGGAUUUGACAAAGAGAUAUCUAGCUUGCGCACCGAAAUUAAUGUCUUGAGACGCCGUGCGGAAGAUGCAAUGGAGCAAAAAUGGCAGGUGGAAAAGGGCCUGAGUGGUCUGAAGAUGGACCUCGAUAGAGCCGAGGAAGAGAUUGCCUCCCUUCGUUCUUUGCUCCAGGAGAAGGAUAUUCUGAUUCCUCCUUCACUUGCUCGAUCAAGCUCCACUAAUGGCAUGCCCGAUGUUCCUGUUACCUCAGAAUCUCUUCAAAAAGCCUACCAGGACCUGCAAAGCUCCUACGCCAAAUCACUAGAGCGCAUUAAGAAGCUGGAGCUUAACACAGGUGACGCCAUGUCCGAUGAGAAGACGAAGCUUGCCAUCGAACGCCUCGAGCAAUCCCUUUUGGCAGCUGUUUCUGAGCGAGAUGCCGCCCGACGGCAUUUGAAUGGCCUCAAGAGCCAGGUCGAGGUCCUGUCAGCUGGCGAGUCCCAGAACCUUGACAGGGAGAAGGCUCUCUCUGAUGAGCUGGGCGAAACCGCCUUGCGUGUCGAGCAGCUGGCUUCCCAGGUUCAGCAACAGUUGGCUACUAACGCUGAGUUGCGAAAGCGUCUUGCCGACACUGUAGCGCGAGGCGACGCGGACCGAAAGUUGAACUCGGACCGAAUUACCGAGCUUCAGGCACGUCUCCACGCUCUCGAGGAGCAGCUUGUCACGGCGCAGACCGCCUCUGAGGACCGUGUGGCUAGACACGAAGAGGAGCUUUCUCAACUUCGUGAGGCUCACAACGAGCAACUUGGCCGCAUUCAGACGGGUGCUGGCGUGGGCGUGACUGCCCGCAAGGGCUCGCUAUUGAAAUCGGUGAUGCCCGCCAUGUUUGGUCGCUCAGGUCAGGCCAUUGCUGCCAAGAGCUUCGAGGAAGAAGUAGAGAUCAAGACUCUCCGAGCUCGGGUUGCCGAACUAGAGAAAGCCCUCGCAGAUGCUGAGAGCGAGAUCCAGCAAGUCGUUUCUAAGAUGAACGAAGCGCAGAUCCAGGUCAUGGGCCUUCAGGAGGAGCGAGAGACGGCGGCUCGAGAAACGCGAAAACUGCAGACGAUUCUCGAAGAGGCGAAGCUGACACCCGUGAGCAGACGGGCUUAG
Metarhizium album ARSEF 1941 is the source of this 3357-nucleotide messenger RNA. RefSeq lists its product as uncharacterized. The transcript has 2 exons. The record is from RefSeq and is a predicted model, not a curated record. NCBI's taxonomy places the organism in Eukaryota, Fungi, Ascomycota, Sordariomycetes, Hypocreales, Clavicipitaceae. Bases 1 to 3357 code for a protein of 1118 amino acids.